AUGGAAUUAUCAUCGAUACAAGGUAAUAAAAAAUCAUCAGUUGCUACACAACUAUUAAUUCAUCAACAACCGACUGAUCAAUCCGGUGGCUCGUGUCCAAUAUGUUUCGAAUUAUUCAACAAUGAUCGUUGUAGAGAAGUGUUUACAUCUUGUGCUCAUUCGUUUUGUGAAAUCUGUUUACAAAAAACAUUAAAAAUAAAACCGUUUUGUCCUAUUUGUCGUCAGUAUCAAUCACAGGAAAAACACAAUGAUCAACAUUUCGCACCAAUACAACUCGAUCAAAAUAUACCUUGGAAUCCACAAGUAGUGCGUGCUUACUUCGGCGAAGAAAUUAUAGAUGAAAAUGGAAGACGAAUGAGAUCUGUGUAUCUCUCUAAUGGUGAACUUACAUGUAUUCGUGUUAGUCGUGAUGCCAGAAUUAAUGUUUCUAAUUGUGAUAUCGUUAUAAACGGAAAGCAAGUUCAAAAUUCAUCUGAUUGUAAUCAACAGUAA
Messenger RNA from Rotaria sp. Silwood2, 492 nucleotides. Lineage: Eukaryota; Metazoa; Rotifera; Eurotatoria; Philodinida; Philodinidae. The record is from the annotation of a GenBank genome assembly.